Messenger RNA from Lolium perenne, 709 nucleotides. NCBI's taxonomy places the organism in Eukaryota, Viridiplantae, Streptophyta, Magnoliopsida, Poales, Poaceae. The record is from RefSeq and is a predicted model, not a curated record.
AUGCAGUUUAGGUGUAGUUUCUUGUGUUUUGUUCUUGUCCUUUAUGGCGUCUGGCGUCUUGCCGUUGUUGGGGAUCUUGUCGCCGGCGCACUCGAGCUGCGCCCGGUGGCUGGCGGUUGUUCCUCUCCUGCUCAUGAUGCUCUGGUGGUCGGAGCUGGAGGUCUCAGAGGUAGAGGAGGGGAGGAAGUGGAAGAGGAGAAGUUGAGGGCUGGGUCUACAUCAUCUUCUUCCUGGCCCUGGAGCGCAUCACCAGCAGCUCAGCUGUCGGAGCGACGACGACCUCCUCCAGAUGGUCGAUGGUCGGCCUCUGCCUGUCUGCUGGAUCCUCUGACUGAAUGGCAGUCAAUUCGAGCUACGGUGUGCAACCGGCUCAUCUCGUUCCUCCAAGCCGUUGUGCCAUUCGGAGGCAGAUCUUCUUCCUUGGAGUGGUCGUUCCACCGUCCGGCGAGGCUUCACCUCGCGACGGCCGCGGUGUGGCGGCAAUCGUUGCGUCCCAAGUGGUCCGUCCCCGGUGGCGCUGCGGUCAAGCUCUCGAGGAAGAUUUUAGGGGCAGGAUCGCGUUUCUUUUCGUGGGCUUGGGGUCCUCUUUGCAGUUUGCCAGGUCUGAAUUGUAUUUUCUUCUUUGUUUUGUGCCUGGAUGUAAACUGUACUUGGCCUUAUCAUAAUAUAAUCUGAGUCAGGGUCCUUCGGGACCCUUCCUGUGUUCAAA